AUGCCUCGACCUUUCAAUAAUAGGUACUCCGAUAGAAGGAACAAAACCUUAACAAAAAUACAAAUCCAAAAGAAGAAUGACAGAGUCGAAGAAAAAUACGAACACGGCAAAAUUGAAAAUGACGAAUUAUGGCCGACGUUAUUGUAUUUGUCAUCAAAUUUUGUGCGCGCAGUCAGUCUGGUACAACCUGUUUUGGCUCCACCUCCACCGCUUUUCUGGAACGAGACAUCGCAUCGUGCACUUUCACACACACAGAGCUUGAGAAAUCGAAAUCGAAAUCGAAAUUUGAAGCAAAGAAAACAAGAGUGGGUCCAAACGGUGGUCCAAAAAAGAAGAGAAAAAACAACGAACAAACGUAAACACCACCACCAAAUACCAAUCCAAUGUACCGUAGCAGCAGGUCCACGAACUCGAACAACGUCGCACUCUUCUGCCACUCCUCCCUCUCUUGUUUUGAUCAACACAAAAGCCACACGUCCAGCUAAUGAUGUUCAUCCACGUGGCUGA
This is a messenger RNA of Dovyalis caffra, 507 nucleotides long. Lineage: Eukaryota; Viridiplantae; Streptophyta; Magnoliopsida; Malpighiales; Salicaceae. The record is from the annotation of a GenBank genome assembly.